AUGCCCAAAGCUGCAGGACCGCGCAAGGGCGCCACGCUCAAGCACGACCCGCUCGCCGUCCAGCUGCGAGCCGGCGAGCUCGACGACUCGGGCGUCCUCUCCGCCCCCGGCAAGCGACAGAAGACCAAGAAGCACCACCAGCAGGAGGAGAGGGCGCUCGAUGCGAAGGUCACCCGCAAGGUGUUGGCAAUGGCGCGCGAACAGCAGGAUGAGCUCGCAGACGAGGAUCUGGAGGCUUUCGCGGCAAACGUUGACUCGCGAGACGGCCAAGAGCUUCGCGAGGGAGAGGAGGAGGAGGACGAUGGCGCUUUCAGCGACGAGGACGACUACGAGGAAUACGAAGAGCUCGAAAUCGAGGACGACGACGAAGCCCUUCUCGACAGCUAUGUUCCGCAAGGACAGCUUGAGCCUGGGCGGACACUGGCAGACCUUAUCAUGGAGAAGAUCGGGCAGGCGGAGCAGCCGGCGCCGAGGGAGCUAGCUGAAAGCUCACGCGAACCCCCUCCCGGCUUCAACCCGAAGGUUGUCGAAGUCUACACGAAAGUGGGAACCUUGUUGAGCCGAUACAAGUCUGGCCCUCUGCCGAAAGCCUUCAAGAUCCUUCCGACACUCGCCAUCUGGCCGCAGCUCGUCAUGCUCACCAAUCCGGAGACUUGGACGCCACAUGCGACGUACGCUGCGACACGCAUCUUCGCAUCCAACCUCGAGCCGAAGCAAAGUCAAAAAUUCUACAAGGAAAUCUUGCUGCCGAAGGUCAGGGAGGAGAUUGGCGAGACCGGCAAGCUGUCGGUGCACACCUACAUGGCGCUGAAGAAGGCGAUCUACAAGCCAGCCGCUUUCUUCAAGGGUCUGCUCUUCCCGCUGUGCGAGAGCGGCACGUGCACGCUGCGCGAGGCCGCCAUCCUCGGUUCCGUCUUGACGAAGGUUUCGGUGCCGGUAUUGCAUUCCGGAGCGGCACUCCUCAAGCUGGCCGAGAUGGACUACACGGGUCCGAACAGCAUCUUCAUCCGCGUCCUUCUCGACAAGAAGUAUGCCCUGCCCUACAAGGUCGUCGACUCGCUCGUCUUCCACUUCAUCCGCUUCAAGCGGGAUCCUCGGACCCUGCCAGUCCUCUGGCACCAGGCUUUCCUGGUCUUCGUCCAGCGGUACAAGUCAGACUUGACGGCGGAGCAGAAGGAGGCACUCCUCGAAGUCCUCCGCUACAAAUCGCACCACCAGAUUACACCCGAAAUUCGGCGCGAAAUCACCCACAGCGUCGCUCGCGGAGAGGAGAUCCUGCAAGCGGACACGAUGGAGGUCGAGAUCCAGUAG
This is a messenger RNA of Rhodotorula toruloides NP11, 1311 nucleotides long. Its product is annotated as bystin. Gene Ontology annotation, cellular component: preribosome, small subunit precursor; cytoplasm; nucleolus. Gene Ontology annotation, biological process: rRNA processing. The record is from RefSeq and is a predicted model, not a curated record. Lineage: Eukaryota; Fungi; Basidiomycota; Microbotryomycetes; Sporidiobolales; Sporidiobolaceae. Bases 1 to 1311 code for a protein of 436 amino acids. The transcript has 9 exons. Gene Ontology annotation, molecular function: snoRNA binding.